UUCAAAUGCCUGAAGAAAACUCCAGUCGCGCCCCUCCAGCUCAGAAGGGUUCAGUGUCCAUUUCUGAAGUGUGUUUUUAUUUUACAUGUUGCUCGCUCUCUCGUCUUUUGGGCUCUUGUGAAACCGGGUCUAAUGAGAACUUAAAAAGGCUGCUUGUGUUUUGCUUUGAGCGAGAGUCAUAUGCUGUGUGCUGUCAGUGCUGUCAGUGCUGUCAGACAUGGACCGCAGAGUUCUUUCCAUUCAGAGUCAUGUUGUUAGGGGAUAUGUGGGAAACAAAUCGGCGUCGUUUCCUCUGCAGGUGCUUGGAUUUGAAGUGGACUCCAUAAACUCUGUGCAGUUCUCCAAUCACACAGGUUAUGAGCACUGGAAAGGCCAAGUGUUGACUGCAGAAGAAUUGCAUGUACUGUACGAGGGGAUCAAGCUUAACAAUGUGAAUCAUUACGACUAUGUUCUCACGGGGUACACUAGGGAUGAUACAUUUUUGCACAUGGUGGUGGACAUUGUACAGGAGCUGAAGAGGGCAAACCCGAACCUGGUGUAUGUGUGCGAUCCUGUACUGGGAGAUAAUGGGGCUAUGUAUGUUCCUGAGAAUUUGCUACCCAUCUACAGGGACAAAGUAGUGCCAGCUGCUGAUAUAAUCACUCCCAACCAGUUUGAAGCAGAAUUGCUCACUGGUAGAACCAUCUGUACAGAAAAAGAUGCAAUUGACGUGAUGAACUUGUUGCAUUCAAAGGGUCCAGACACAGUGGUCAUCACUAGCUCGGAUCUGCCCUCUCCUGUGGGUGAUCAAUACUUGGUUGCCCUGGGGAGCCAGAAAAGAGUAAGACCAGAUGGUACAAAAGUGACCCAACAGAUCCGUAUGGACAUCCCCAAGGUAGAUGCUGUGUUUGUGGGAACAGGAGACCUGUUUGCUGCAAUGCUGCUAGCAUGGACACACCACCACCCAAAUGAUCUGAAGACAGCCUGUGAAAAGACUGUUUCAGUCAUGCAUCAUGUCAUUAAGAGGACUAUUACUUAUGCUAAUGAAAUGGCAGGUCCCAAUCAAAAGCCCAGUCCUGCUCAACUGGAGUUGCGGAUGGUCCAGAGUAAAGCAGAUAUUGAAGAUCCUGGCAUAGUUUUGGAUGCUGUUGUAUUGUAGAACUUGCACUACGUUCUGUAGGAGACA
Messenger RNA from Myxocyprinus asiaticus (Chinese sucker), 1165 nucleotides. RefSeq names its product pyridoxal (pyridoxine, vitamin B6) kinase a (gene pdxka). The coding region runs from base 218 to 1138 and encodes 306 amino acids. The transcript is spliced from 11 exons. The record is from RefSeq and is a predicted model, not a curated record. Gene Ontology annotation, molecular function: pyridoxal kinase activity. NCBI's taxonomy places the organism in Eukaryota, Metazoa, Chordata, Actinopteri, Cypriniformes, Catostomidae. Gene Ontology annotation, cellular component: cytosol. Gene Ontology annotation, biological process: pyridoxal 5'-phosphate salvage.